AUGUCUACAAAGAAAAAUUAUCUCUACUUUGGAUCCGAGAAAAUCAACCCGGUCUCUAGCGACUUCGAGUUCGACGAAUCCGACGUGUGGAACACCGGUCAAGGCGUGUCCAGCGAGCCGAAGAGAUCGUUUUUCGGCGCACGCGCUCCCAAGAAACCUGCGAAACGGCAUGAUCAUUGUAAUGAUCAUGCGACGGAUGUUUCGUCCAGGUCGCUGCCUGUGAACGUGCCGGAUUGGUCGAAGAUUCUUGGGAGCGCGUACAAGAAUCGGACGGUGGAGAUCGACGAUGAGAAUGAGGGGGAGGAUGGGGAUGAGAGAGUGCCGCCCCAUGAGUAUUUAGCGAGGACUCGAGGGGCUUCGGGUUCGGUGCAAGAAGGGGCUGGGAGGACUCUGAAAGGGAGGGACAUGAGAAUGGUGAGAAAUGCUAUUUGGAAGCAGACUGGUUUUGAGGAUUAG
This is a messenger RNA of Daucus carota subsp. sativus, 456 nucleotides long. RefSeq names its product protein S40-4. The transcript has a single exon. Lineage: Eukaryota; Viridiplantae; Streptophyta; Magnoliopsida; Apiales; Apiaceae. The record is from RefSeq and is a predicted model, not a curated record. Bases 1 to 456 code for a protein of 151 amino acids.